GCUGAAACAACAUGGACGCCUCCACCCCGGCACGUGAAAUUUUUAUGAACGCAGUCAGAGUACUACUAUCAACCUGGCCGGUACUACAGAAAGUCAACCUUUUCUUUCUAUGUUCCGGUGUCAACAAAGAGUUUGAGGCUGAACCCUAGGAACCCUAUCCCUGAUUGCUGUCGACAAUGGUUUUGGGGGAGCCUUUGGCCAACAGAAGGCCGAAUGGAUGAUUGAUGUUGUUGGGAAAUAUUUCUAUGAAAACUCUGACCUGGUGCCCUCAGAGGUUGAAGACUACAUCUCAGUCCUUCUGGACCAGGAGUUUAAUACCGAAGUGGACGAUGGCAGCCUAGCCCAGCUGUCCCAGCAGAUGUGCUCGAUGUUCUCCCAGUGCCAGCAGGGGGCGACGGAGAAAGUCCAACAGACCAUCGCCUCUCUGGCAGAGAAGAACUCAGGGAGGGCAAAGGUCAGCGUGCCCGCCCCUUCUGACGAAGAGGAGAGUGAGGAAGAAACUGAGGCCAUGGAAUGUGAUGCAGCUCCCAGUUCCUCCCAGGCCACAGCUCUCCCCUCCCCAGCCAAGACGGAGGAGGAAGAGGACGGCUGGACCACAGUCCGCAAGAAGAAGUGAUGAAGAGCAGUGAAGCGAUGUUACCCUCUGAACCGUAUAGUGUUGAUGUGAAUUAAACGAUGAGCUUUGUAUAAAAACAAGAAAACCAAAGCUCUGGAGUUGUUUCUU
Messenger RNA from Gadus chalcogrammus (walleye pollock), 724 nucleotides. RefSeq names its product TSR2 ribosome maturation factor (gene tsr2). The record is from RefSeq and is a predicted model, not a curated record. The coding region runs from base 218 to 616 and encodes 132 amino acids. NCBI's taxonomy places the organism in Eukaryota, Metazoa, Chordata, Actinopteri, Gadiformes, Gadidae. The transcript has 6 exons. Gene Ontology annotation, biological process: maturation of SSU-rRNA from tricistronic rRNA transcript (SSU-rRNA, 5.8S rRNA, LSU-rRNA). Gene Ontology annotation, cellular component: nucleus.